Messenger RNA from Mus pahari (shrew mouse), 4856 nucleotides. RefSeq names its product KIAA1614 ortholog. The transcript has 10 exons. The record is from RefSeq and is a predicted model, not a curated record. Gene Ontology annotation, cellular component: apical plasma membrane; cell cortex; nucleus. Gene Ontology annotation, biological process: regulation of cellular localization; establishment or maintenance of cell polarity; centrosome cycle. Lineage: Eukaryota; Metazoa; Chordata; Mammalia; Rodentia; Muridae. Bases 285 to 3836 code for a protein of 1183 amino acids. Gene Ontology annotation, molecular function: protein kinase C binding.
CUCUUCCCAGGCCGGCCCGCGAGGCCGCCGACUGGGCCUUUCACCUUCAAGCAAAGCUAUGAAGUAGCGGUCGCUGCGGCUCCUGGCGCCCAGCGGGGCCCGGGGCGCCGCGUACUCCCGCCAACCCGGCCUCUCCUCGCGGGACCCGGGGCGGGACACGCUCCGGGGACGAGGCCUGCGGGCCACACUCCCGUCCGCCCGCCCGAAUUCAGGGCGAGUCCGGCCCCGGACUCUGCAGCAGCCCCGGACGGGGAGAGUGGGGCAGGGCCUCGCCUCUCCGAGGGAUGGAGGGGAUGGAGGCGGCGGCCAAGCCCGCGCGCCGCUCUCCAGCAUCCAGAUCAGAGAGCACAUCAACAAUGGCCAGAGAUGGCGCUGAGCAGCCAGACAGUGGACGUCUCUCGAGACCUGCUCCCUGCCCCCAGGAAGACCGAACAUCUAACCUGGUGCCCCCUAAACCUCCCAGGACAUGGGGGCUGCAGCUCCAAAGUCCUUCUGUGCUGGAGUCCAAGGUGAAGGCCUUGAAGGAGAAAAUGACAGCAGGAAAACAGGGGACAGAUCCCCGUCCCACUUCCUAUGAGCGUCCAUCCCCCACAAAAUCCAAAUGCCACCAAGUCAAGACUGGAGUAGCCUGGAGCCUACCCGAUGCCCUGGUGGUCCCCCAUGCUCAGAACCCUAAUGAUGGACAUGUGGCCAGACAUGUUAAUGAGAAGAAACCUGCCAGGAACGGUGGACCCGAGCCAUCUACCCCUGCGAGCUGGAAUGAACAAAGCCCGCGGUCUCCAGAAGCAGUGUGGAUGCUGGCUGACCAUGAGGAGGACACAGUAGCAGGGUCUGGCUCUUUACAAGAAAGUUCCAACAACUGGGUUUCUGCAGUCCAGCCACGGGGGCCCGGUCCCUGUAAAACCACCCCCUUGAGCAGCCAGAAGAAGAGAGGACCAUACCCACUUGGAGAUGGUAUGGUCACAGAGGAAGAUCUGGACAGCACAGCCCUAACCUCCAGGGAGGAUUUGAUUCCUAGAACAGACCAACCAGAGACAUUCUGGAGAGCUCGGGGCCUGGGGGCUCUGGGCUCUGUGGCAAAUGCUCUGUCCCUGUCUGACCGGGUAGAGAGGAACCGCCUCCUGUUGCAGGAGAUGCUGAAGGUUUCCAGACAGAGUUCUCCCAAAGCAGGGAACCCAGACUGGACUCCAUCCUGGGACAGGGAUGCAUCAGAGCGACCAGCGGGAGACGUGGUGGACUGGGACUCGGGCACCCCCCAGCAGGACUCAGGUCAGAGCAGGACCUUUGUUCCCAAGCUGGAACCUAUGCUGAGUGCCCGGCAUGAGGAAGUCAAGAAUCUGCUUCGGCGUGCUCGCAUGAAGGCCAAGACCCAGCCGCUCCGAGCCAGCCAUGAUAUUGUGCCCACCAUUGCUCAGAACUGCCGAAAUGGCCAGAGAAGCCCAGCCCUGGCUGUGAGGACCACCUCUGCCUACAGAGAGAACCUCCAGAAUGGGAAACUGAAUGACCCCUCCAGCAUAGAGUCCAACACUGGGCAGUGGCCCAAGCAAGAAAUGCCCCUGUCUCAUGUCCGUUUUGAAGAUGAGUCUGCCCACGAGGCUGAAUUCCGGUACCUGGACCGACUUCAGCAGCGCCAGCGUCAAGGGUUAAACACAGUGUUACAUGCUGUGGACCAAGGACCUCUGCGCUCCAAACCGGACCUAACCAACUACGUUAACCACAACGUGGCCAACAGCUCAUUUCAUAGGGCCGUGGGCUGCCGGGACCAGAGUAACUUCCCUGGACCACCACCUCCUUGGGACAAUGAGAGGAAGUGUCCAGCCUGUGGCAGCUGUCUGGAGGAGCGUUGCCCUGCCAAGGGGCGGGCAGCCUCUGACCUGAAGGUCCUCCGGAGUCUCCAGGCUGCCUGUGAGGCAGAGGCAAUACUGCUGGGGCCCUGUAAUUCCCAUGGCCUGAGCUCCCCAUUCCCAGGGCUCCACACAGAAUGGAUCCGGGAAACACACAUUACAGACACUGUAGCCACACACCCUGAGGAGGAGGAGGACUCUGCCCUGGACAGUACCCACAGUUCAGACAGCUGGACAGACGGUACCGAUGCCAGGACCUCUCAGCCCAGCAGGGCAGGUGAGCAGAUCCAAGUCUGCAGUCCCCAGCAGCGGUGGCAUGGACCUAGGCCCCAGGGAGGUCCCAGGUGGUCCGGAAAGGCGGAGGCGGGACUGCCCUGUGCCUGGUUUCACCUGCCUCAGCUUGAUGAUGUGGUUGUAGGAGGGGAAGGGAGAGAAGCCAGUGGACACGUACCUCAGGGGACUCUCUUUCUAGAGGAAGAUGCUGUGCCUAAACCUGCCUUGGAACCUAAGAGGCCUUGGUCCCAGGGGCAGCCUGGACGGCGGUCAGGAAGUCACUGUGCCCACCCCGAGGACUGCAGAGCCCCAUGCAGGACAGCUUAUGCUGUGCCGUUUUCCAAGACGUGUGGGUCCCCAAGAUCAGGCCAACCAGACCAAGUUCCUGAAAGCCAUGAGUCUCUGGAAACUCUCUGCGCUUCUCCGCCCCUCCCAGCCUUGCAGCCAAUGUUGCCCCUCCCCCCGGAAGUGCCAACCCGUCCUUCCUCGAGGAAAUCCCUCUGCCCUAUGCCUCCAAGGAAGUCAGUCCAGACGGGGCAUCACAGGCAGGAACACCAGGCGGAGCAUAUGGAUAACCCCCUGCCUCUGUCCCCUCCAAGAACUGUGGUUCUCACACGACCCCAAUCCCAACCCUGUAGCCCCCAAGUCAAGCAUCCACUGCUGGACCUGUCCAACAGCAACUACAGCAGCAGUGCCCCUCUAGGGCUGCAGGGGCCCUCGGGAGCCGCUGUCCACGGGAGUAGAUCUGCAAAGGACCAGUGCUGUCAGGAGCCUGUGCUGCCUCUGGAGAGCAAUGGAGACGGAACACUCCAGGACUCUCUCCAGUCAGUGGAUAUCGCCACUGUCAACUCUACAGCCAUCACCCUUGCCCUCACCUCAGAGGAGCCUGAGUGCAGCCAGGAGCGGGGAGGAGGUUCACAGAGGACAGGAUCCAGCUCUGGGGGCCACGUGUCCACUGGAGCAUCAUCACUUGAGGCCAGUGCAGGGCACGAGUCACCCUCAGGUACCCAUUCUGAUGGGAACAAGAAAAGGAGAGGUAGCAUUGCUUCUGCCCUGGGGCUCAAAAAGCUUUUCUCCGCCCUGGGCCACACCCCCUGGCCCAGAGGCCCAUCCCGAAGCUACAGUGUGGAACAGCUGCAGCCCUCAGCUCCGGCUUCACAGACCAGCACCUCCAAAGUGAAAAGGGCCCCAUCAUUACAGACCCUGCAUCUGGUGUCACCCUCCCAUCAGCAUCGGAGAGCGACUUCCUUCCAGAACCUCCAUUCUCUGCUGGGUGGCAAGGGAGACCGGUCCAGCCUCUACUUGGUGGAGGGGUCAGGGGACAGCAGUGUGCCCAGCAGGCCAGCCAAGGCCUCUCCCCAUCGUGCCCUCAGUGUGGAAGAUGUGGGUGCCCCUAGCCUGGCUCGUACUGUGGGCCGCGUGGUGGAGGUGUUCCCAGAUGGCACGAGCCAGCUGCAGCUGCAGCGACCCCCAAAGGGCACCUUUGGUUUCCGUGUGGCCCAUGGCAGUGGCCGUCGAGACUCAGGGCUCUACGUGCAGGCCAUGGCUGACCUGGAUACUGCUAAGCUGUACUCGGGGCUGCUUGGGGUCGGGGAUGAGAUCCUGGAGGUGGACGGGGCCAAGGUUGCUGGGCUGGGCUUGGCUCACAUCAAAGAGCUACUGGCUCAUGCGGAAAGUCUGUCCAUUCGUGUCCUGAGACAAAGGCCAGUCCCCCAGUGACCCAGAAGUACCGCUGCUCUUGCUGACACUCCUUCAGGACCCCUGACCCCCACACACAGCAGGAGGGGCUAGAAACGUGCCACCCAGAGAUACCGCGUGAACAGAAAAUGUAGUUCACAGAUCAGGAAUCUGUCUGGGCUGUGGCAGAAGCUGUUCUGAUCAGCCACCUGCAGGGAGAGGCCAAGUACCUGUGUGUACGUACAGUUAAGAUCACUAAUUUUUACAGGUCUGGGGACAGGGAAUCCUGGUUUCUUCCUUCACAUAAAUGGUCAUGUUCCUUUGUUGGAGAGAGAGAAUGGCUGGUCCCUGAGUGCUGGCCUCAGCUUCUGGUCACACUCACUGAGAAGGCUCCCCAGCCCCCCAGCACACCAGAGACAGCGUGGCCACCCUGGCUUUGUGCCCCAUCUCUUUCAGUUGUGGCUUGCCUGGUUUCCAUGUGACACUUUGCUUCCGAUCCAGAAAGGGCUCAGUGUCUUGGCACAGCCUGACAGCCAGGAGCACAUAUUCCUGUGUGUUCUGUGAAAUAUGGCCUGUCAGGAGUUCUGUGCCUCUUCUGGGUAUACAAACUUAUGAGAGAUUCUGGGAGCCAGAAUAUUAAGAAUUACUAGAGAUUUUUAUAACCAACACAAAGUUGAAAAAUGAAAUUAUUGCCAUUUGCAGUCAGUGUGGCCAUGGAACUAAGGAUGUGGGAGGCCGGUCCAGCCAGCCCUUUGCCUCCACCCCUGCCUAGACAGAGGUUGUUGCAGCCUGGCCUGGGUGGGCCUUUGUCUUUGUUCUCUUGUCCAGCUCGGAGCCAGGGCUGCAGCUGGUGUCUGGCUCUCCCCCAGCUGCAGGGUUCCUAUCCAGACCUCCCUGGUGGCAGCUGUGGGUGGGCAGCAGGCAGGGAGGCUGCGAGCUGGGGGUGGUCAUCCCACCUAGGCAUAGCACAGCCUGCUCAGCUUAGAUCCUGCUCAAGGGUUGGGUACGCUAGAUGCCUGGACAGGUGUCAGUCUUAAAUUAUUAAAAAGCCAAAGCUGCUUU